This is a messenger RNA of Fusarium sp. VM40, 3255 nucleotides long. The record is from the annotation of a GenBank genome assembly. Lineage: Eukaryota; Fungi; Ascomycota; Sordariomycetes; Hypocreales; Nectriaceae.
AUGGAUCCUGACGAAAAAGCCCCGCCCAAAAUUGGUGAGCGCAUCAAUUGGGAAGAUGACGACGAAGAUCUGCGCAGGUCUCGCCGUCGUGAGCGAUCAAGUCACCGCCGUUCUCUUUCAAGAGGUUCUCUGAGCAUCCAUCGCGCAAACUCUAUGAACCGUGGCGAUCCCAGUCUCGCCUUGCCCAUCACCUAUCGUACAGUUUCGUUUGAUAUCGAAGAGUCCAAAGGCAAAGAGCAAGCCGAACUUGCUAGAGCUAAGGAUGUCACUACGAAAGCGUUGACGGAUCUCGAGUGGCACACUCUCCCGACCAUCGAUGUUGAGAAAAGACUCACCACUUCCAUCACAGAGGGCCUUUCUGCCGAUCAGGCCAAGAGGAGGCAGGCUGAGUACGGCAGAAAUGCCCCUUCGCCUGCCAAGACCCAUUGGUUUAGAACUAUCUUCUUGUAUUUCUUUGGCGGGUUUGGCAGCAUUCUUCUCAUCGCCGUCGCCAACUUGGCCCUCGCAAUCGUCCUUCUCGCCGUCUUCUUCAUCCAAGCCCUCUUCAACAUGUUCCAGGACUGGUCCACAUCCCGAACCAUGUCCUCAAUCAAGGAGAUGCUGCCCGAAGAAGGUGACAUAGUCCGCGACGGCCAGCUCAUCCAUCUCAGUGCCGCAGACGUCGUCCCUGGCGAUAUCGUCCGUGUCAAAGCCGGCAACAAACUUCCAGCGGACAUGCGCCUUGUGCAGGUCUCAUCUGAUGUCAAGUUUGAUCGAUCAGUGCUUACCGGCGAAUCGAAGCCUGUGGCCGGAACUGUUGACCACACUGAUACGAACUACCUCGAGACACACAAUAUUGGCCUUCAGGGAACUCAUUGCAUUCUCGGAUCGUGCACUGGAAUUGUCGUUGCGACUGGUGACAGGACUGUGUUUGGACGCAUCGCGAGUCUCACUAAUGAACCCAAGGUCAAGAUGACCACUCUCGAGAGGGAAGUCUUGUACUUUGUGAUAAUUAUCGCCAGUAUCAUGAUCGUCAUGAUCUCUAUCGUCUGCAUCAUCUGGGGCACCUUUUUGAGAAGCAAGCAUCCCGAUUUCAUCAACGUUCCAACACUCAUCGUCAACUGCGUCAGUGUCGCUAUCGCCUUUAUCCCUGAAGGUCUUCCUAUUUCGAUCACUGCUGGUCUCACCAUCACUGCAAACCUCAUGAAGAAGAACAAAAUUCUCUGCAAGUCCCUCAAGACUGUCGAGACCUUGGGAUCGGUAUCCGUUGUUUGCUCCGACAAGACCGGUACCCUUACUACUGGCAAAAUGACAGUCUCCGACUGCGCCAUUGGCGGUCUUAACAUGGCCGUCGAGGAUGCAAGGGCAAAGAUGGGCUUAUCCAAGUCUACCACACAUCCCAUCAUCCAGCUCAGAGCUAUGGCUGCUCUUUGCAAUGCCUCCGAGUUCGAUGCCGCCACCAUGGAAGCACCCUUGGCAGAGAGAAAGAUCUUUGGUGAUGCCACUGACCAAGCCAUCCUCCGCUUUGCCGAGUUCGUCGACACGAGCAGUGUCGCCUACCUGCGCUCGUGCUGGAAGAAGACAUACGACCUCGCCUUCAACAGCAAGAACAAAUUCAUGAUCCGUUGCUUCACCUCCUCAAGAGAUGAAGCCAUCUCUCAAACUCUGAGCAAAGACUCUAACUUCGACGUCAAGGACACGCUUUUGACUAUCAAGGGUGCCCCCGAUGUUCUCAUCGACCGUUGCUCUUACUAUGUUUCUGAACACUCUGAGACCGUCCCCCUCAAUGCCGCUAUGAGGGCUAAGCUCGAGGAGCUCAAGAACAUGUACUCCAGUCAAGGCAAGCGUUGUCUGUUACUCGCACGCAAGACCAUCAAGAGUGGCAAUCUUCCCAAAGACGUUGAGAACAUUUCGUACGAGAAGGCGAUCACCAGUGAAUCCAAGUCUGGCCUUACCCUGGUUGGAUUUGUGGCCAUUGUCGAUCCUCUGAGACACGAUAUUCCACAUGUUGUUAGCACUCUACGUGGCGCUGGUAUCCGAAUUGCAAUGGUCACAGGCGACUUUGCUCUUACUGCUUUGGCCAUUGCCCGCGAUGCCGGUAUUAUCACCUCCCAUGCCGUCGAUGACAGCACAGCCCUCCAUCGUUUCGCAGACGGUAGCAGUCCAGAAGGCUCCGUGUCUCUCAAGAGCAAGGAUGAGCCCAGCAUUCAUCCCGGUGCUAUCAUCCUCAGUGGCCCUGAACUCAUGGCUCUCAACGAAUAUCAGUGGGCGAACUUGACACGGUACGAAGAAAUUGUGUUUGCUCGUACCACACCCGAACAGAAGCUCCGUAUCGUCCGUGAGUUCCAGCACAACAGCGUUGUCGCCAUGACUGGCGAUGGUGUCAACGAUGCCCCGUCUCUCAAGGCUGCAGAUGUCGGUAUCUCGAUGGGAAGUGGAUCUGACAUUGCCAUGGAGGCGGCUGAUAUGGUCCUCUUGGAUACAUUCUCCUCAAUCAUCGUCGCUGUGCAGUACGGCCGAGUUGUGUUUGACAAUCUCAAGAAGGUCAUUUCUUACCUGUUGCCUGCUGGUUCGUUCUCUGAGUUCUGGCCCGUCAUGGCUUUUGUUGCCUUCGGACUGCCCCAAGCUCUUUCAUCAUUCCUCAUGAUCAUCAUCUGUUGCUUCACUGAUUGCGCCGCUGCUACUAUGCUUUCUUACGAGAAGCCCGAAGCAGACGUUCUCACUCGCCGUCCCCGCAACGUGAAGAAGGAUCGCCUCGUCAACUGGCAGCUCAUUUUCCAAUCCUACGGCAUCAACGGAGUUUUGCAAACAGUUGCCUCCUUCGCCAUGUCGUUUUGGUAUCUCCAACGCCAAGGCAUCCCGUUCAGCCAGCUCUGGUUCUCAUUCGGCAAGAUGCCUGACGGGAUUGACCCAGACUAUUACCUGGCCAAGACCAAUGAAGCAUCGUCCAUCUACUUUGUCAAUCUUGUUGUGAUGCAGUGGUUCAACCUGAUGGCUACACGAACUCGCCGCCUCAGUAUCUUCCAGCAUCCACCACUGUUCAACCGAGAGACACAGAACUGGUAUCUGUUCCCUGCCAUUCUCUUCUCCCUUGCUAUGGCUAUCUUUUGGCUGUAUAUCCCCCCACUGCGACCUGUCCUUGGUACCACAGGAGUCCCCGUUGAGCACUGGUUCCUCCCAUUCGCUUUCGGCAUGUUUCAGCUUCUGUUGGAUGAGGCUAGAAAGUAUGGUGUGAGGAGGUGGCCUACUGGUCUGCUUGCCAAGAUGGCCUGGUAA